Molecule: messenger RNA, 2107 nt
Organism: Labeo rohita (rohu)
Lineage: Eukaryota; Metazoa; Chordata; Actinopteri; Cypriniformes; Cyprinidae
Gene: orai1b
Product: ORAI calcium release-activated calcium modulator 1b
Exons: 2
Coding region: 134-802 (222 amino acids)
Biological process (GO): store-operated calcium entry
Cellular component (GO): membrane
Molecular function (GO): store-operated calcium channel activity
Source: RefSeq, a predicted model, not a curated record
AUGCAUCCAGUUUCACUUGAACAAGCCAGCUGACUGUCUCGUUCGGGCGCAGCGCUGGAGAUUCACCAUUAACUCAGCGCAAUGCUUCGGCUCGGCUGAAUCUCUCGGAUAGUUUCUCACAAUCUCUGCUCGGAUGAACAUGAGUCGGAACGAGCAUUCGCUGCAGGCUCUGUCCUGGAGAAAGCUUUAUCUGAGCAGAGCCAAACUCAAAGCGUCCAGUCGCACGUCUGCUCUUUUAUCCGGUUUCGCAAUGGUGGCUAUGGUGGAAGUACAGCUGGACACCAAUCACGACUAUCCCCCAGGACUGCUCAUUGCUUUCAGCGCUUGCACCACCGUGUUGGUGGCCGUCCACCUGUUCGCCCUCAUGGUGAGCACCUGCAUCCUGCCCAACAUCGAAGCGGUCAGUAACGUGCACAACCUCAACUCCGUGAAGGAGUCUCCACAUGAGCGAAUGCAUCGCCACAUCGAGCUAGCCUGGGCGUUUUCCACAGUCAUAGGAACGUUGCUCUUCCUAGCCGAGGUGGUCCUGCUGUGCUGGGUCAAGUUUUUACCCAUUAAGCCCAAGGACCAGAAAAACGGUACUAUAUCCGCCGGGGUGGCCGCUGCGAUCACGUCUACCUCCAUCAUGGUGCCAUUCGGCUUGGUUUUUAUCGUCUUCGCUGUGCAUUUCUACCGCUCGCUGGUCAGCCACAAGACCGACAGGCAGUUUCAAGAGUUGGAAGAGUUGGAGGACUUACAGAAUGAACUGGACCAUCGAGGGGAGGCGUCUACCUUACAGUCUCCCAGUUCCCUUUACCCCUAGUUUGGGAAAGAGCUUCUGUUUAAUGUUUUAGGUUUGUCAAGUGUUGCAACACAUCGUGUUUUUGACCAUAGUAUUGAUCUAUCUGUUGCAUGUGGACACCAAAGCGUCCAGUUUUAUACAUGUCCAGGAUUUGUCCACUGUUUCUGCUAGAUUUAGUUAUAACAGACUGUGAUAACUGUGAAAGCAUGCACUGCAUGUUUUAUAGAUAUUUUCUUUUCUCUUCUUAUUGGAAUAAUUCACCCAAAAAUGAACAUUUUCUGAAAAUGUACACACCCUCAGGCCAUCAAAGAUGUAGAUGAGUUUGUUUCUUCAUCAGAACAUUUAGAGAAAUUCAGCAUUACAUCAGUUGCUCACCAAUAGAUCAACUGCAGUGAAUGGGUGCCGUCAGAAUGAGAGUCCAAACAGAUGAUAAAAACAUCACAAUAAUCCAAAGUAAUCCAAAAUAAGAGGGAUUAUACAAAAUGCAUGUUAUUGUUUAUUUAAUACUGACCUGAAUAAGAUAUUUCACAUAAAAGAUGUUUACAUAUAAGUCCACAACAGAAUAUAGUCCACAGAAUAUAGUCCACAACAGAAAAAAAUAGUUGAAUUUAUAAAAAUGACCCUAUUCAAAAGUUUACAUAAGCUUGAUUCUUAAUACUGUGUUGUUACCUGAAUGAUCCACAGCUGUGUUUUUUUGUUUUGUUUAGUGAUAGUUGUUCAGCUGUUUUUCAGAUAAAUCCUUCAGGUCCCACAAAUUCUUUGGAUUUCUAGCAUUUUUGUUUAUUUGAAGGAAAAAUGAUGCAUAAAGAGCCAGGGGGUGAAAACCUUUGAACAGAAUGGAGAUGUGUACAUUUUUCUUAUUUUGCCUAAAUAUCAUAAAUAUUUUUUAUUUAGUACUGCCCUUCAGAGGCUACAGAAGAUAGUUACAUGUUUCCCAGAAGACAAAAUAAGUUAAAUUUACCCUGAUCUUCAAAUUGUUGUUGUCCUCAGUGUGAAAAGAUGGGAUCUCAAAAUCAUACAGUCAUUGUUGGAAAGGGUUCAAAUACACAAAACUGCUGGAAUUUGUGGGACCUAAAGUAUUUUUCUGAAGAACAGCAGGCAGUUUAACUGUUCAGGACAAACAAGGAAAUGUGUCAUUUUUAUAAAUUCAACUAUUAUUUCCUUAUGUGGACUAUACAAUAUGUAAACAAAUUUAAUGUGAAAUAUUGUAUUCAGGUCAGUACUAAAUAAACAAUAACAUGCAUUUUGUAUGAUCCCUCUUAUUUUGGUAAAAUAAUUAAUAUUUUGCAGAUUCUAAACUUUUGACCUCAUCUGUACAUGCGAAAA